AUGGAUGUUCCUCGGCCAGCUUUCAAAUGUUUCGACGACGAUGGCCGGCUUAAAAGAUCAGGGACGUUUUGGACGGCGAGUGCGCAUAUAAUAACGGCGGUGAUUGGGUCUGGUGUUCUGUCUCUGGCAUGGGCCAUAGGUCAACUCGGUUGGAUCGCAGGUCCUGUAGUGAUGCUCUUGUUCUCUUGUGUCACUUACUUCGCUUCCACUCUUCUCAGCGACUGCUACAGAACCGGAGAUCAUGUCUCCGGAAAGAGAAACUAUACUUACAUGGAUGCUGUCCGAUCUAUCCUCGGUGGAUUUAGGUUCAAGAUCUGUGGGAUGAUUCAGUACUUGAAUCUCUUUGGAGUCACGGUGGGAUACACAAUCGCAGCAUCUAUAAGCAUGAUGGCAAUCAAGAGAUCAAACUGUUUCCAUGAGAGCGGAGGGAAAAACCCGUGUCACAUGUCGAGCAAUCCAUACAUGAUCAUGUUUGGUGUGACCGAGAUCUUGCUCUCUCAGAUCAAAGAUUUUGACCAGAUUUGGUGGCUCUCCAUUGUCGCUGCGAUCAUGUCCUUCACAUACUCUGGAAUCGGUUUAGCUCUCGGCAUCAUUCAGGUCGCAGCAAAUGGGGUUUUCAAGGGAAGUCUCACUGGAAUCAGCAUCGGAACAGUGACUCAGACGCAGAAGAUUUGGAGAACCUUCCAAGCACUUGGAAACAUUGCAUUUGCUUAUUCGUUCUCUGUUGUCCUUAUCGAAAUUCAGGACACUGUAAGAUCUCCACCAGCGGAAUCAACAACGAUGAAGAAAGCAACAGGAAUCAGCAUCGCCGUUACGACGACGUUUUACAUGCUAUGUGGCUGUAUGGGCUACGCCGCUUUCGGAGACGCAGCUCCCGGAAACCUCUUAACCGGUUUUGGUUUCUACAAUCCGUUUUGGCUUCUUGACGUGGCCAACGCCGCCAUUGUAAUCCAUCUCGUUGGAGCUUACCAAGUCUUUGCUCAGCCCAUCUUCGCCUUUGUCGAGAAACAAGCCGCUGCUAGGUUUCCAGACAGUGACUUGGUAACCAAGGAAUUCGAAAUCCCAAUCCCUGGUUUUAGGUCACCGUACAAAGUCAACGUUUUCAGAUCGGUUUUCAGGUCGUGUUUUGUGGUUUUGACCACCGUGAUAUCGAUGCUUAUGCCGUUUUUCAACGACGUCGUUGGGAUUUUGGGAGCGUUAGGGUUUUGGCCUUUGACGGUUUAUUUCCCGGUGGAGAUGUAUAUAAAGCAGAGGAAGGUUGAGAGGUGGAGUAUGAAGUGGGUUUGUUUGCAGAUGUUGAGCGGUGGUUGUUUAAUGAUCACGGUGGUCGCCGGAGUUGGCUCCGUUGCCGGAGUAAUGCUUGACCUUAAAGUUUACAAGCCGUUCAAGACUACUUAUUGA
Messenger RNA from Microthlaspi erraticum, 1401 nucleotides. Lineage: Eukaryota; Viridiplantae; Streptophyta; Magnoliopsida; Brassicales; Brassicaceae. The record is from the annotation of a GenBank genome assembly.